UUUGAAGGCCAAUAUUCGGUCUCGGAUUCGUCGGGCUAGCUAUAGAUCAGCCCCCCGAUUCCCACAAAAUGAUAAAAUCUUCAUUGUCACGGUCACUUGUUUCCUUCACAGGUUAGAAAACCCCGAAGGGAAAAGGAGGUUGACUGUUAACGUCACAAGCACCCGAGCUCUGAGCUUCUUCCUCCUCCUCCUCCCCCUCCUCUUCGACUUACACGAAUGCAUUGUAUGAAGCAGAGCUUCAAUCAUCUUCAACCUCUGCUUCAAUGGAUUCCAUGUCUCUUCUCUCUCUUACUCCCAUCUCUUCCAUCUCUCUACUCAAGCUCAAGUCCCCUUCUCUUCCCUUCUCAACAUCUACCACAAGGAAUUCCAAGCUUUUCUGCUGCUUAGCUGUUGAUACGGAGAAAAACGCACCUUCAACCAGAAUCGGAGAUAAUCUACGGAUCAUGUUUGCCGCUGGAGGUACCGGUGGCCACAUCUAUCCUGCCGUCGCCAUUGCCGAUGAACUCAAGACUAUUGACCCUAGUAUUCAAGUCCUAUUCGCUGGAACCAAACAUGGAAUGGAAAGCACAGCAAUCCCUUCAGCGGGCUACGAUUUCGUUUCUAUCCCCGCGGUGCCGUUGACCCGUCCUAUAUUUUCUCUGAAAAAUCUUCUCCUUCCGUUCCGUCUGUUCCAGUAUGUGGUAGAGUGUAGGAAGGUAGUGAGGGAUUUCGAUCCUCAGGUCGUAUUCGGGACUGGUGGCUAUGUCUCCUUCCCUGUGUGCAUAGCUGCGGCACUCAAUGGGUUGAAGGUCGUGAUUCAAGAGCAGAACUCUAUGCCCGGGAUAGCUAAUCGGGUUCUCUCGAUUUUUGCUGAUCUCAUUUUUGUUGCUUUCAAUUCGUCACUAGAGUAUUUUCCAAAGCAAAAAUGUAUUGUAAGUGGGAAUCCUGUUAGGUUGUCUCUGAGGCGUUAUGCGUCCAAGGCCGUGGCAAGGUCUCAUUUCUUUCCGAAGGCAGCCAAAUCUGGGGAUUCAGAGGCCAAGGUUGUGUUGGUGCUUGGGGGAUCUUUUGGUGCCAAUGCCAUUAACAUUGCGCUUCUGAACAUUUAUUAUCAGAUGCUGCAGGAACAUAAGAGCAUGUUCAUUAUUUGGCAGACGGGUGUUCAAGCUUUUGAUGAGAUGGAGAGCCUCGUUAGGAACCAUUCCCGUUUGCUAUUGAGUCCGUUCUUGCAUUCAAUGGAUUUGGCAUAUGCGGCUGCAGACCUUGUCAUUUCUAGAGCUGGUGCAAUGACUUGCUCUGAGAUCUUAGCCACUGGAAAACCUUCUAUUCUGAUCCCGUCGCCAAACGUUGCUGAAGGACAUCAAACAAAAAAUGCUUUUAUAAUGGCAGAUAUAGCAGGUUCAAAGGUUAUAAUGGAAGAUGAACUUGAUUCAACUACUCUUGCAAUCGCAAUUGAAGAGACCUUAGAUAAUGGAAGUCUGAUGGCAGAGAUGUCUGAUAAGGCUAUGAAAGCGGCACGGCCUGGUGCUUCUUUAGAGAUUGCUCAACACAUUUUUUCUCUUGCGAAGUUAUCAACAACCUAGGAAGAGUGGUAAUAAAGUUGUAAACGAUGGAAGAGUACAGUUUAUUGAAGACCUUGGGAACAACAGGAAAAAACAAGAUAAAAUAUGAUGCAAGUAUCAAGGAUUGUGUGUCUGUGAAUGUCAAAUGACUGCUAUUGCUGUGUAAUUCACAUGGAUUUCAUGAAAUGAAUAAAAUUUGGAGCCAAUGAAGGUCAAUCAGGGGAAAGAAUGAAUAAAGUCUGCCCGGCUGAACUUGCAUUCUUGGCCAAACACCAAGUGGGGGUUCAAGAGGUUAUUGUACAAAAUGGUUGAACCACCACAUGGUUGAAUGCUAAUAAUGGAUGUGAGAACAUUUGUAUCAGAUAUAGGUUCUUUUCUAACUUCAGAAGGCUAUAGACUAUGCAUGCUGUGUAACCACAGAAAUCUUUGUGAUCU
Molecule: messenger RNA, 1973 nt
Organism: Macadamia integrifolia
Lineage: Eukaryota; Viridiplantae; Streptophyta; Magnoliopsida; Proteales; Proteaceae
Product: UDP-N-acetylglucosamine--N-acetylmuramyl-(pentapeptide) pyrophosphoryl-undecaprenol N-acetylglucosamine transferase
Exons: 6
Coding region: 264-1559 (431 amino acids)
Biological process (GO): carbohydrate metabolic process
Molecular function (GO): undecaprenyldiphospho-muramoylpentapeptide beta-N-acetylglucosaminyltransferase activity
Source: RefSeq, a predicted model, not a curated record